Molecule: messenger RNA, 504 nt
Organism: Pleurotus ostreatus (oyster mushroom)
Lineage: Eukaryota; Fungi; Basidiomycota; Agaricomycetes; Agaricales; Pleurotaceae
Exons: 5
Coding region: 1-504 (167 amino acids)
Source: RefSeq, a predicted model, not a curated record
AUGUCUGGCCAUAGAAAGCGGCGAGCAAGCUAUUGCGCCGCCAGACAUGUUUGGCUUUACCACAUUGGUCUGUCAGUGGACGCAUCUGCUGAUUCUGCUCCGCUGAAUGAUGGCGCUUUUAAGAUUUGCAGAGACAAUACAUUUUGCUCCUGGUCGCCUCGUCGGACCGUCCAGCCCCAAUUUUAUGGGAGUUCGAGCUCCAACUUCCCUUCGACAUUGAGUCGUAGAACUGCUGCGCGCGAUAAAAUACCCGGGGAGAUGUUCAAGCGACCCACGCUUGCAUCUGCAAGCAUGUGGGUUCUGGGCGGAUCGGAAUUGAAAGCCAUUGCUGUCUGUUCCCGUCGCCUUGGUAAAGUGUUACUCGACCCACUCGUAUUGUCUGCCAUCACGCUCAAAGCCGACGAAUACCCUCGAAUAUCGCCUGGGCCACCUCUGCAGCGAAACUUCGUCACAGGCUCAAGCCACGAUGCAUUCUUAUCAAUCCUUCUGGACGAUGCUCAGUAA